AUGACAGACACAGAAGCUAAUAUUUACGCUGAUUCACAGACCUAUUAUAGUACUGGUGGUAAUAGUUUUAAUCAAUUAAAUGUUAAUCGUGUUAGAAGUUUUGUGAUGUCAAAAAGUAUUCAGGGAAAAGCAGGACAUAUUCGCAAAAGAAGAGCUUCACAUGAUGAGAUGACAAAACCACGUAAAUUUUUGAUAGAUGUAGAAGAAACCAAACGUUUAAUAUUAGAGCAGGAAGAUACCAAUGGUGAUUUCCAAAUCACUAUUGACGAUAUGGGCCCUAAGUCUUUAAGUGUUGGUACUGCUGAUUCAGGUGGACAUCGAAAGUUUGAGAUCAGGGGCACUUAUAUGCUCAGUAAUCUUUUGCAAGAGUUGGCUUUGGCAGAGGAUCAUGGACGUAAACAUAUAGUUUUAGAUGAGGCUCGCUUGAAUGAAAACCCUGUUGACCGUUUAAGUCGUAUGAUUCAACAUAAUUUUUGGGAUGGAUUGACAAGAAGAAUUGAUGCCGAUGGAUUGGAAAUUAUCUGCGCUGAUCCUAAAAAUAGAACUGCCGAUCAUUCACCGCGUAUUUACAUUCCUUUUGGUGAGGAUGAACAACUUCAGUAUUACAACAAUGUAGCUGAAACACGACCACAUUUGAAUUUAGAAGUUGAAACACUUCCAAAAGAAAUUACUCCAGAAUACGUCAAAAGUAUCAAUGACCGACCUGGCAUUCUUGCUUUGGCCAUGCAAAAACAUGCUGAUAAUCAAGGAAAUGUUACCUUAAAAGGUGUACCAUUCAUUGUUCCUGGAGGUCGUUUUAAUGAAAUGUAUGGUUGGGACUCUUAUUUUGAAACUUUGGGAUUGGCUGUAGACGGAAGAAUAGAAAUGGCAAAGGGCAUGGUAGAUAAUUUUGUUUAUGAGAUAACACAUUAUGGUAAAAUAUUGAAUGCAAAUAGAAGUUAUUAUCUCACACGAUCCCAGCCACCUUUCCUUACUGAUAUGGCUAUCAAAGUUUAUGAACGUUUAACCGAUGAAACGGAAGAAAAGAAAACAUGGCUUGCAUCUGCAAUUCGUGCUGCAAUUAAGGAAUAUCAUACAGUAUGGAUGAGCCUUCCACGGUACGAUCCUAUAACUGGACUCAGUAGAUUUUAUCCAACUGGACUUGGUAUUCCACCGGAAAAUGAAGCGAGCCAUUUUGAUCAUGUUAUUUUACCAUAUGCAAAAAAUCUAGGACUUUCUAUUAAAGAAUAUGUAUCGAAAUAUCAAAGCCAAGAAAUUCAUGAACCUAAUUUAGAUGAAUACUUCUUACAUGAUCGUGCAGUUCGCGAAUCUGGUCAUGAUACUACUUAUCGGUUUGAAAAAAGGUGCGCGCACCUUGCUACUAUUGAUCUUAAUAGUUUGCUUUAUAAGUAUGAACUUGAUAUCGGUCAAGUUAUCAGAACAAUCUAUGAUGAUCGAUUCGAAUUAGAUGAUGGAAUUGUUGAGACAAGUGCUGCUUGGUUUGACAGAGCGACGCUGCGCCAAGAGAGAAUUGACAAAUACUUAUGGAAUGAAGAAAAAAGUCUUUAUUAUGACUAUGACACUGUUAAACGUGAACAAUCUGUUUAUGAAUCUGUUACCGCUCUUUGGGCACUUUGGGCUGGUUGUGCCAGUUCAGAGCAGGCUGAAAAAUUGGUAAAAAUAUCUCUUCCUAAAUUUGAAGUUCUUGGUGGGCUUGUCAGUGGGACAGAAGAUUCUCGUGGAACAAUUGCACUUGACCGUCCAAAUCGACAAUGGGAUUAUCCAUUCGGAUGGGCACCACAUCAAAUUAUGGCAUGGCGUGGACUUGAGAAUUAUGGAUAUAUGACAGAAGCACGCCGAUUAGCUUAUCGUUGGCUUUAUACUAUAACGAAAUCUUUUGUUGAUUACAAUGGAGUAGUACCUGAAAAAUACGAUGUUGUCACCUUAAAUCAUUUACUUAAAGUGGAAUACGGCAAUGUUGGCGUGGAUUUCAAAUUUGUACCUCGCGAAGGUUUCGGUUGGAUGAAUGCCUCAUAUCAAGUUGGGCUGUCUUACCUCACACAUCAUAUGAGGAGAGCAUUAGGAGCUUGUACGAGUCCUGAAGUGUUUUUUAACAGGAGUAGGAUGAAUAAAGAGAUCGUGAUUGAAGAUGUUACAAAAAUAAUUACUACCGUUGAAUCAGAAGAUAGUCAAAAACAAGAAGAAAUUGAAACAAUGGUUGUUGAAGUCAUUAGUUCUACCACAUUUCAGGGGUUAUCAAAUGAAAUUGAAUCUAAGAUUGAACCAAUAGCGAAUGAUUCAGUAAUUCAAUCAAAAGCGGCUAUUGAUAAUAUCAAAUCGAUUGGUUGA
This is a messenger RNA of Funneliformis caledonium, 2328 nucleotides long. The record is from the annotation of a GenBank genome assembly. Lineage: Eukaryota; Fungi; Glomeromycota; Glomeromycetes; Glomerales; Glomeraceae.